Ixodes scapularis (black-legged tick) is the source of this 1098-nucleotide messenger RNA. RefSeq lists its product as uncharacterized. Lineage: Eukaryota; Metazoa; Arthropoda; Arachnida; Ixodida; Ixodidae. Bases 1 to 1098 code for a protein of 365 amino acids. The transcript has 3 exons. Gene Ontology annotation, cellular component: membrane. The record is from RefSeq and is a predicted model, not a curated record.
AUGGCCUACAUUUUAACUGUCACACCUCUGCUCGCCAUUCCCUGGAAGAUUUUAAUGGGAUACAUUGCUGACCCGUGCAUUAAAUCGCCGGAGAAGUGUUUCCUUUCGUGCCCAAUGGAUUCAACCGAAUUCAGCGAAAUCGAUAUAAGCAACAUUUUUCAGAACACAUCCACUAUUUGCCACACCCUCUGGAAUGGCACGUCUGGCUGCCACAGCAGCACCUGUCAGUUCGAGUGCCCUUGCACAGCAGGUUCGACAGAUCAACGAGUUGUGUGGUUCUAUGCCGUGUUUCAUGCGCUGGGGUCGUUGUGUUCGGGGGCUCUGGGUGUUAUCUCUGACGCCGGCGUUUCUGAGAUACUGGGUGAAGAUGUGAGGGACUUCGGAUGGCAGCGAACGGGAGGGGCUAUCGGCAUGGGAGCCGCUGGUCCUAUCGUGGGAGCCAUGAUCGAUGAAGCCAACCGAUGGACUGGAGGACGAUCAGGUUACCUUCCAAGCUAUUUCGUCUAUGCACUAGUCAUUAUUAUGGACAGUGUCCUUCUCUGUUGCAUGCCCACUCUUCGGAUGCCCAAGCUAUCGGUCAACUUUUUCAAGGACAUCUUUGUGGUGUUCACCAAUGUGGAACUGGCCGUAUUCGCCUUCUGGACAUUCGCCCUCGGAGCCUUUUUUUCAAUCUCCAUAUCGUACAACACGUGGUUCUUGGAGGACAUAGGAGCGUCUAAACUGAUAAUCGGAUUAAUAUCCGCAGUCAGUUGCGUGUGCGUAGAACUACCCUUCUAUUCUGCGUCAGGUUGGAUUCUGAAAAAAACUCGCUAUUAUCCCUCGUAUAUAUUUACGUUCUUGACCUUCGGUGUGAGGUACAUUGGAUGUGCCUUUCUCUACAACCCGUGGUUCGCGCUGCUCGUCGAACCCGUCACCGGGGCUGCACUUCCGCUCACGGUACCCGCCAUGACUGUGUUCGCUAAAGAGGUGGCGCCGGAAGGUACCGCGGCGUCCGUUUUGUGCGUCCUCAACGUUUGCUUCGAAGCCAUCGAGAAGCCAAUGGCCAAGUGCAUAAACAAAAACCUUGCUCAGGAUUGUGUUAUCAAGAUGGUUGUUUAA